Molecule: messenger RNA, 4036 nt
Organism: Eupeodes corollae
Lineage: Eukaryota; Metazoa; Arthropoda; Insecta; Diptera; Syrphidae
Product: serine/threonine-protein kinase dyf-5
Exons: 9
Coding region: 1696-3933 (745 amino acids)
Biological process (GO): protein phosphorylation; cilium assembly; intraciliary transport
Cellular component (GO): cilium; nucleus; cytoplasm
Molecular function (GO): protein serine/threonine kinase activity; ATP binding
Source: RefSeq, a predicted model, not a curated record
CAUGAAGCUUUGGAAGAUUGUGCCUUUAGUGUUGACGGUUGAGUUUUGCACAAUUCUUUCCAGAACGAUGAACGAACAGAAGUCGCAUGACAGUGCAUCGCCUUGUCUAAAACCUGAUAUGGACCUAUCAGGUUGUUGACGAACGGCUUCAGACAUUCACAUAAUACGGCACACAGGGUCUUAUAUGCAAUGUUAAUGAGACUGCUACAUCUGUAGAUGGCGCAAUUCAGAGGGUCUCCUUUUCUACGUAUCGCGUAGACUAUGCUGGGGUUCCACUCAUGGGGCAUGCUUUCUUCCGACCAUAUUUUGCAGAUCAGUUGGUGCAUGCUCCCUACCAAGUCAUCGCCUGCUGCUUUAAAUAGUUCGGCAGCGAGAUGUCGUCAGCUUCAGCAACUUUGUUUGAAUUCAGUUCGAACAGAGCUAUCUUCACUUCGUCGAGGUCGGUAGGCGGGAUUGUUGAUCUGAGCCGCCUAGGUUAAGUGGUCCUAUCUCCCUUACAACGGAAUUCAGAUCGUCUUCGCCGUUAUAUUUGAUUAUAAAAGACACCAGGAAAUGGCGGGGUGCUCCAAAAUGAACCCAGCUUAACUCCAAUAACAGCGUGGAUCAAUUUCAAAAUAUCAUUCAAAGUUAUUCAUCUGCGGCUAGAGGUACCAUUCUUCCCUAUAUCUCCGAAACGGUUAAGUGUAUAAGGAAUUCGUAAUUUUGUUAAAGGUGUUAACACGACUCAACCUUAAGAAACGUAGAUAGUGGAAAAUAUUGUGAUACAUGAAUCUUAAGGCCUUUUUCUGAUAAUUCAAUAAAACCAAUCGAAGACAUUUAUGAAAUGUGAAAAACUAAUUAUGUUAGAGUGUUUGAAGAAGAAUCCUCUUAGGCAGGUUUUUGGGGGAAGUGAAGAACUGUCUCUUACUCUUCUUCAAACGUCAUAUGAAAAUACGCCUAGCCACUUGGCGUAUUCACCUAUUAGGCAGUGUUAGGCUUUGACACCAACUACUGAGCUAAUAUAUGCAAUCUGUUUAAAGAUGUUUUAAGCAUCUUGAGCGCUUUGAAUCUAGGGUAGACCUGAUAUUUUCGUGGCCUGGCAGUUGUUGAAGGUUUUCCAUCAAAUGUUUGUUUUAUUUAUAGCUACGAUGUAUUUCAGCAUUAGCCAAGCGUGAUAGAAUGGGUAGUACUGUACCAAACAAGUGAAAUAUCAAAAGUUACUCCUCAGAAAUUCCUGUUGAAAGUUAGUGUGGGAUCUUGAUCUUAAAAAAUGAUUUGAAAAGGCAUUCUUUUUUUUAUUUAAUAAGAAGGCUGUAAGCGCUGUGCAGUUUAACAAAGAGUUUACUUAUCAAAGGUACGCAAGUUCAAAUAAUUGACUUAGCACAACGUGCAAAGUGAAAUUCUAUAUUAACAAUUUAUCUCUAAUGGUAGGAAACAAGAACAUUAUGAACAUGAAGUUAAAGAUUUUAUCGAACAUUAAUAACAAUACUGAUUGCACGCACUCUGAACAAAGUCGGUUUUGAUGUGAGGGUUCAGGGACAUGGGGUUACAAAAAAAAUACAACUUUUGUUUUGUUAUUAUUUAUUCAAAACACCUGCUCAUUGGGAAACAUUAAUUAUUUAUCCAAAUAUCGUGGAAGGCCAAGCUCAAGGCUCGUACCUAAUAAUAAUAUAAAAAUUAUUUACCAACAACAACGGAAUUAGAACAAAAUAAAAAAUGAAUCGAUAUAUUACGUUAAGCCAAUUGGGUGAUGGAACAUAUGGAACAGUUGUCCUUGGUCAACGAAAGGAUACUGGUGAGAAAGUAGCAAUCAAACGUAUGAAACGAAAAUACUACUCCUGGGAAGAGGCUAUGAACCUACGUGAGGUCAAGUCAUUAAAGAAACUAUCACACCCUAAUAUUGUUAAAUUAAAAGAAGUAAUUCGUGAGAAUGACACAUUGUAUUUUGUAUUUGAAUACAUGAAGGAGAAUUUAUACCAAAUGAUUAAGGACAGGGAUACGCAUUUGCCGGAAAACGCCAUAAAAAGUAUACUAUUUCAGGUUUUAACGGGAUUAGCUUUCAUGCAUCGCCAUGGAUUCUUUCAUCGUGACCUCAAACCUGAAAACCUGCUUUGUUCCGGUCCAGAUUUGAUAAAAAUUGCAGACUUUGGAUUAGCCCGCGAAAUCAGAUCACGACCACCAUUUACUGAUUAUGUUUCCACAAGAUGGUAUAGAGCUCCAGAAGUUCUCCUCCAUUCAACACAUUAUGGCAGUUCCAUAGAUCUAUGGGCUAUGGGUUGUAUUAUGUCUGAACUUUAUACAUUUCGACCUCUUUUUCCUGGAAGCAGUGAAGUGGAUCAGCUAUUUAAAAUCUGUUCCGUUUUAGGAACUCCUAACAAGAACGAUUGGCCGGAUGGACAUCGUUUGGCAGCGACAAUACAUUUUCGUUUCCCCGAUUGUGUGAAAGUUCCUCUAAACAAUAUUAUCAGUCGGGCGAGUUCGUCGGGUCUUCAACUUCUUGAAGAUUUUCUAUUCUACGAUCCCGAAAGACGCCCAACAGCCCAGCAAAGCAUCAAAUAUCCCUACUUCCAUGCGGUCAAACGUGUAUCUCCAGGCAACUUGAAUAGCAUGAAAAACUUCAAAUAUGUCACCGCAUCCAAUGCUCUUCCAAUAAUGACCGAAAAAAUCCACUUAUCAACGGAACAUUUGAACAAUAAUAAAAAUAUCAGUGUCGCCAAUAGUAAUUCCAAUCUUAGAAAUAUUGUCGAGAAUGGCCAAGCAGUGCUGGUUCCGAAAAUAAGUUAUCUUGUCAAUUCAGAGUCCAUCAAAGGAGGAAAUGACAAUGACUCGAUAAAAAGUGGAUCGAUUCGUUAUAGUGCGAUAAUAGCUCCAUCUAGUGAUAUUUUCCAAGGAGGCCUCUCGAAACGUGAGGAAAAUAUAGGCCCCAUUGAGUCAAUAAACGAUAUCUAUUUGAAUCGCAAUAUAUCACAGUUAUUCGGUUUGACAAAUCAUCAUCCGAAUGUAUCAUUUCAUUCAGCGAAACCAACUGUCACAAAUGGAAAUGUCAAUUCAGCCAAAAGUUUCUCCAUCUAUGACACUGUCAGUAUGAAUGCGAGAAAUGCCAAUAUGCAGAAGUUAAAUGGAUUCUACGUCCAACGACAACAAGCGCCCGAAGAGAGUAAAGUUUAUAAUUUAUUUUCGAAAGUAUCUGCCAAGCAACAAAUGCCAUCCCUGCUCAUUCGAAAUACUUAUGACAGGGAUGACUUUUUGCAAAAUUCUGAAAAUCUUUCGGCGAAAAGUAGAGUUAGUUUGGCAAAUGGAAGAAUUAUUGAGCCUGCGAGUAACCGGAGUUUGUUAAGUGGUUGGGAGAGUACGACAGCUGGGGAUGAUUUGGAUACAAUUUUAGGUUCAAAGAUCAAAUCCUCGACGAAAAAACGAAAAAAUUCAAAUACAAAAGCAAGCCAACUAUUGGAAGACCUUUUCGGUCAUCUGUCAAUGGAUUCUGACAUAAGUGACAGCAAAUAUACAAACAAUCUGCAAUACAAAAGCAAUAAUUCACUUCAUCAAAUGUCAACGGGGCGUAACUCAAGUCUCCAAAAUGGUCGUUCCAAUGAUCAUUCACUGUCGACAGGCAUAAAGGAUAGUCUAGAAGCAAACAAUGGAAGUCGAACUGAUUCCCUGUCAACAAAUGGAGUACCGACAAAUUCCGAUUUCAAAAAAUCAUCAUCAACGAAAGCAGAACCAGCAACAGUGGGAACAACAGGAGCAUUUCCCUGGGAUGAAACAAAUAAAACCGAAGAUGAAAAACUUACAGCAUGGAUGGUAUCGGAAAAUGGAUCAUUUUUGGAAAAACAAAAUAAUGCCAAAGGAUACAACUUAAUGCACAAUCAUCAUCAUCAUCACCAACAACAACAGCAACAACAACGAUCAACAGCAACAACAGGCUGGACUUCUAAGUACCUGAUGAAUAAGUAAAUUAACGAAAAAAAAAACAAAAGCAAGGAAAAUACAAUAUUUAAUAUCUCAAAAAAUAGCCAAAUCAAAUAAGGCCUUCAAGUUUCAAUUUCAAGAAAACAUU